Molecule: messenger RNA, 2483 nt
Organism: Ylistrum balloti
Lineage: Eukaryota; Metazoa; Mollusca; Bivalvia; Pectinida; Pectinidae
Product: dnaJ homolog subfamily C member 16-like
Exons: 13
Coding region: 1-2259 (752 amino acids)
Source: RefSeq, a predicted model, not a curated record
AUGGUACACGGUGAUGAUGAUCUAUACCAAGUUCUUGGAGUGAAGAAGACUGCAUCUCUAAAAGAAAUUAAGCAAGCUUACAAGGCACAGGCAAGAGAAUGGCAUCCAGAUAAAAACAAGGACCCAAAUGCAGCUGAUGUUUUCACUAAAAUAAAUGAAGCAUAUGAGACCUUAAGUGAUGAAGAAAAGAGACGACAGUAUGACAGAUUUGGGUACACAACUGCACGAGAACCUCAGAGACAGCAUGGCUUUCACCAAGGUGGUGGACCUUUUGAAGGAUUUGGAAAUUUCUUCAGAAGUUCUGGAUUCCAUUUUGGAGGAUUUGGUGGCGGAGAAUCUAUCAUUGAUAAAUAUACUGUCACUCACAGGUUGUACGAAACAAAGAUCCUGCCUGAGAGCUUCCGUAAACCUUACUUCCUGUAUGCUUAUGCAGAUUUCUGUUUCGAAUGCUCAAGAAUUGAUCACCACAUUGAGAAAUUCAUCAAAGAACUUGACCUUGUUGGAAUUGGUGUUGGAACUUUCCAUGCAGGACAUGCCGUUGGUUUGGCCUCAGAACUCCGUGUCCAUCAUGUACCAGCCAUUUUAGGAAUUGUCAAUGGGAGGUCAACUUUCUUCACUGGAAAUGUAGGACCUCAACAGUUUCGAGACUUCAUCAGGAAAAUGUUCCCAGCAAAACUCAUAGAAAGGAAGUUGACAGAUGGCACAUACAACGCUUUCCUAGAUGGAUGGACAGACAACCAAGUACGGGCUAUUAUCUUAGGACAGAAAGAAGAACCUGCCAUCAGAUUUCUUGCCACUGCAAUGUACUACAAAGAUUUUGUCAAAUUUGCAUAUAUAAAUACGGGAUCACCAGACGUUGUGAAAAUCAUGAAGAAAAAUGGAGUUAAUAAACACAGAGACACGUUACUCAUGUUUAAUGAAGAAUCUUCAUCUCCAGUCGCUACUAUUAGUAUGCAUCAGUUGUCACGGAGUACACUAAAUGAAGUUAUUGAAAGUAACAAAUUCUUGCUACUGCCGAGACUGUCAUCCCAAGAACGAUUUGAAGAGCUUUGCCCCAUCGAACGUGUAGCACGUCGUAAAAAAUUGUGCAUUGUUCUUUUUACAAAGAAAGCAAAAAAUAAUGAAGUCUAUCGUGAAUCAUUCCGUCAGUACAUUCGACGGUCCCCAUUUCUACAACAGGAUCGUGUGAGAUUUACCUACAUAUAUGAAGACACCCAGAAGGAUUUCGUGAAGAGUUUAACAAAGGGAAGCAAAUCUGUUGUUGAAAAAAAUGCUGUAAAGGUUGUCCUUAUAUGGAGGAUGGAUAUAUACCACCUGAGCUAUGAUUGGCUGAAAUCGGGAUGGAGUGCUGAUCCAAAUCGACUAGAGGAAUGUGAAGAAUACCUGGAGGAGAAAGUCAAGCUUCUCCUUAACUCUGAUCAGUCUUUGGCGUACAAGACUCUUUUACCGGAGUUCCAUAACGAACAUGCUUUGGGUCUCAUGGUGCGCAUUGUGUACAGACUCCUUGACUGGGCUGAGAGAGUAUUCUCCUUUUUCACAUCGUACGACGGUUUUACAAUAGGAACUGUCCUACUCUCUCUGUUCCUCAUGUUUUGUAUGGGAUAUUUCAUGAACAAAAUGGCGGCUAUAGAACAUGAGCAGGUGAUGGAAAAGAAACCCAAAAAUGUGAAAUCCAGACCUCCUUCAACUUCUGUAGACAACAAGAAAGUCAACUUGUAUGAGAUCAACUAUAAGUCAUAUAAUGACUUGAUUGUCAAUGUGGAGACCGGGUUGACCUUUGCCCUCUUGGUGGACGAGGAAUCAAAAGAGAGGCUGCUCAACCGCUUUGGAGAACUAGUUUUCCCAAAUUAUACAAGGUACAGUGCCUUGACAUUUGGUUUCAUCGACUUGGAUCUCUACCUUGGAUGGUACAGACACUUACUAGAAGAAUGUGUUGAUUUCAAACAGGAUCUCUCAAACAUUAAAGUCAAGAGCUGUGUGGGAACUGUCCUGGCCAUUAAUGGUUUCAGAAACUAUUACUAUAUCUACCACCCAAAACGAGUGCGGAAAUGGGUCCGUCAACACACUGAAAACAUACCAAGCUCAAUAGGAUUUUUUGAUACCGAUGAAGAAUCAGAUUCGGAGGAGAAACGCUUCAAAGGAGACCAGCCCAUGGUAGAGGACCUUUUGAAAGGCUACAUAACUUGGAUGGACCGAGUAUUUGAUGGAUCUGUGAAGAAAAUUCGAGUACCAUACUGGCCUGAAAUGGUGAUUAAGUAAAAUUUGUCUAUAUGAUUUUGUUUAAUCCAAAAAAUUACACAACAAAAUUAUAAACUAAACUUCAAGUAAGAAUUUAAAGAACCUGAAGUUUUACCACUUCAUAUGUGCAAUUACAUAAUGUCAGAUUUGUCUGCCAUGAUAAUUAAGAUCACCAAUUAAUAAGAACUAAUUUCUCUAAGAUUACCUAUUAAUAAGAACUAAUUUCUCUAAGAUUACCUAUUAAU